Molecule: messenger RNA, 2111 nt
Organism: Mytilus californianus (California mussel)
Lineage: Eukaryota; Metazoa; Mollusca; Bivalvia; Mytilida; Mytilidae
Exons: 2
Coding region: 211-1419 (402 amino acids)
Source: RefSeq, a predicted model, not a curated record
GUAAACAUACGACAAAGUGUUCUUCAAAGACUUCGAUUGUUUGUAAACUAAAUCGUCUUCGAUUUACUAAGUAAAUCACCCUUUAUUGUUGAAAGUAAAAGAUUGUAUAAAUAUGUUAGGCCAUAUGAGAUGAACACGAUCGGGAUAUAUAAGAUAAUCAAAAAAUUUCAAAAUGUAGAUAUAAAAUCGAUUGUUUCAAGAGGUAAUUAAAUGUACGUGGCAACUGUAAGGAAAUCCAAACCUGAAAGAUGUGAGCCGCUAAAUCGACAGAUGACGGUUCGGAUUCUCAGACACGAAUAUCUCCCGUCUCUUCAUCGACAAAAAACGGAAAAACUUCCACAGACACGUCUUCGAGAUGAAAUUAAUUUGACGCUUGAAACUGUCCUUAAAGAGGACAUCAAACCUUUGGAGUCAACAAAGAAACAGUUUCUUAUAUGCAUGAAUGCGCUUCAUGGGAAUUUGAAAACAAACCCGUUCAAACUUGAAAUGAAAGAAAGUCCAAUUUAUUGUGGAGAUAUUCCACCAUGGAAACCUUUAGAUCCGACAAUACCUUCGUAUUUAGUGCCUUUAAAAGUCGGUAAAAUGGAAGGGCGUCAACUUGAAGCGGGAUAUGCAGUGUUCCCGAUGCCAAAGGAGAAAACAGAAUUGAGUGUAAAGGUUUAUAAUUUAGAGCUCAGAUCAGAAGAUCGACUUCAUCUUUGUCCUAGAAAAACUGUUAUGUCGGUUUUUAAGGUAUUUUCGUGGGCAAUACAGAAAUUAAAUCGACACUAUACUUCAAUGACCUUUGAGACUUCCGCUACAGGACGAAAUAGUGCGAUGAUGGACCUUGAUUUAAAGCUCGAAUUUAGAGACGACGUGCCACAUUUACUCCUGAUUUUACCAGAAGGUCAGCUUGUCGAAAUUAUCCCUGCAAUAGCUGUGACAAAGCGCGGCCCAUUUUACAUUACACGUCCAUUUGAAAAUGAUAUUAAUCCAAACUCGGAUAUGCGAUGGCGGAUAAAUUACUCGAUGAAUGAGGAAGCCAUUAUGCGCGCCAUUGCAACAGGAGAUAAGCUACACAGAUUAAAUGCUGCUAAGCUGCUUGCCUACAUUUGUAGGAAGGAAUGGCAAUUAAGAUAUAUUACAUCUUAUCACAUUAAAACGGUUCUUCUGCACGAGUCAGACUUUGAAAUUGAUUCCACUCCGCGUUGGCAAAGAUUUUCCAUGGAUGAUUGUUUAAAAACUUUAAUUCGACGUCUUCAAGAUUACGUUAGACGAAGAGAACUUCCACACUUUUUCGAUGAAGAUAUUAACUUAUUUGAGCAUAUUCCUCUCCGUGCAUUCACAUUUAUGAGGAAUGCUUUAGAUAGAUUACUUCGAGAGGAUGAGGAAUUAGCCAGAGUUGUUCAAAGAACACGACUUCCAAAAAUUGUGUAUUAAUCAUUAUUUGUUAAACUAUUUAUUUAUUUAUUUCAUUGCCAGUUUUAACUCUAUUAAGGUAGAUGCAUUUUGUUUUAUUGUUAUCAUCAUUGCAUUGGUUUUCAAGCAGAGCAGCCGAUAAAAAAUACAUUAUUAUGCCAUUUCAACAAACUUCCAUCUAGGAAAGAACACAUUUAGGAGACACGUUUUGAAAUGUUAUUUGCGAUUGUUUUCUCCACAAAAUUUUCAUCUUUUUCUGAAUAUAUUCACAAUUUUCAUUCAAAAUAUUGUGAUGGCUUAUAGAAUUUGAAUGAGACAACGAGACGAAAGAAAUUGAAAUUUAGAUAUACGGUAUUAUAUACAUGUGUAUAUAUAUAUAUAGGAAGAAAUUAAUUCUUGUAAAAAUUUAAACAAUAUCACGAGAAUACUACUCCAAAUCUUUUUCAUAGAGACAUAGAGAUUUAUAUGCUUUCCGAACGAGAAAAAAAUACCUCAUUGACUUCCAUUUUUUUCUGCUUCGGGAAACUUUUCACAUAUUAAAAGUGUUUUCCGAAUGGAAAGUUUCCCCGUGUGGAAGUGGAUGUCAAGUGGUAGUUUGAACUUAUAAAUGUGCUAUGGGUUAGUUAUUGUGUUGUAGAUGAUUGGUAUUAAGGUGAUUAUUGAGAAUAAAUCAUUUAUUAUUUUUAUUAAAAAUAAAAAAGCUUGUUUUGAAA